This is a messenger RNA of Pieris macdunnoughi, 522 nucleotides long. Lineage: Eukaryota; Metazoa; Arthropoda; Insecta; Lepidoptera; Pieridae. The record is from the annotation of a GenBank genome assembly.
AUGGCCAAUGAAGUAGCAGUUCCUCCACCCGUUUUGUGGGCACAACGCAAGGAAGACGUUUUUCUCACAUUUAGUGUUGAAUCCAAAGAUCCAAAUAUCAAAAUAGAAAAGGAAUCCGUAUACUUUAAAGGAGUAAGUGCGCAAGACAAUAAAAAUUACGAAGUAACUAUACCUUUGUACGAUGCCGUUGUUCCAGAGGUUAGUGCUUUUGUGAAUAAAGGCCGGUGCAUAGAAAUGAUAUUACGCAAAGAGAAAAAGGAUGCAACUUACUGGCCUUCUUUGACAAAGGAUAAGAAAAAGCCUCAUUAUCUUAAGAUAGAUUUUAAUAAAUGGAAAGAUGAAGAUGAUGAGAAUGAAGAAGGUGUUGGUGGUAGUGGUGGAGGUGGCGGCGGCGGCCAAGAUUUUGAUUUCGAAUCAAUGAUUCGUUCCAUGGGUGGUGGCGGCGGUGAUAAGCUUGAAAAACCCUCCUUUGAUGAUUUAGAAAGUGAUUCAGAUGAUGAAAAUCUGCCAGAUUUGGAGUAA